Pseudoliparis swirei is the source of this 2153-nucleotide messenger RNA. It is a transcript of the gene dnajb9a, whose product is annotated as DnaJ heat shock protein family (Hsp40) member B9a. Gene Ontology annotation, cellular component: endoplasmic reticulum. Bases 161 to 799 code for a protein of 212 amino acids. NCBI's taxonomy places the organism in Eukaryota, Metazoa, Chordata, Actinopteri, Perciformes, Liparidae. The transcript is spliced from 3 exons. Gene Ontology annotation, molecular function: misfolded protein binding; protein-folding chaperone binding. The record is from RefSeq and is a predicted model, not a curated record.
CCGCCGCACCAUCAUGCAGCUUCUGACCGCUGCCUCCCGAUAACAUCCACUGAGGGUAAGAACUGAACAGCAUCAUGUUGAUCGUCGGAUAAAAAAAAGGUUUCAUUGGCAGAAAGCUAAACUACACUCGUGUCCCGCUCAAAAAGGGCACAUCGGAGCCAUGGCAAGCGCGCAGUCCGCCGUCACGUUUGCAGUGUGCAUCUUCGUGAUAACGGAGCUGAUACUCGCCAAGAAGGACUACUAUGAUAUCCUGGGAGUUCCUAAAGAUGCUACCGAGCGACAGAUCAAAAAAGCUUUCCACAAGCUUGCAAUGAAACAGCACCCCGAUAAGAACAAGAGCCCGGACGCUGAAGUGAGGUUCAGAGAAAUUGCAGAAGCUUAUGAAACUUUAUCAGAUGAAACCAAAAGAAGAGAAUAUGACCAGUUUGGUGACACUUCUGCACUCUUCACUGGGGAGGCGCAAGGCAGGCAUCGACAGGGGGCCCACCAAUCUUUCAACUUCAAUGACAUUUUCAAGGACUUUGACAUCUACAGCCAGAACAGACACGCCCGACACCAAAGACACUUUAAUGAACACUCCAGGUCCCAAAAGGAGCCACCCAGCAGGAGUAAGAGACACUUUCAAGGAGGUUUUGGAGCAGGUGUCUUUGAUGACGACAUCGAGAGGAUGUUUACCUUCGAUGGACACACCAAACAGACUGACAGCAGGUUUCACGGUGCAGCAAAACAACAAUGUAGAACGGUGACGCAACGCAGAGGAAAUAUGGUAACCACUUACACAGACUGUACUGCAUCUUAAGAUGCAAUGCGAAAUGACUGCUGGUUCAAAUGUGCCUUCACGGCAUACAACACUGUUGUAUUGGGUAACACGCCACUUGGUUCAAAUGCUGUCAAAUUGAUAUCUGACAUUCAGGCACAGAAUGGUUUGAACAGUGACACUACGUUUACUUAAACUAUUACCUGUGCAUGCUUAUGGACUUGAAGAUGAUUGUAGUAGUUUUUCACAUAUUGUUGAAAUAAGCUGACAGGGAGUAUUUUCUCAGUAUUUUUUUAAGCACCUGAAUGUACAGUUUGGAAAAAGAAAACAAUCACACUUAAUUUGGCGCAGUUCCAUGUCAGUUCAACACUAGUUCAGUACUUCUAACCGGUUAUUUUGUAAAGUUUUGACUUUCUUUUGUUUUGGUUUCGCUAUUGUGGUUCCCCAAACACAAUGAAGGCAGAAACAAUAGCCAGUGGAGUUUUGCUUAUGGUUGUCAAAUGAGGAGCAGUGUCAACAAAAACCUGCUACCCUCCACGUGUUGGCUCGGUAAACUGUUUGUGCUACAUGUUGUUGAAAUAUGUUUGUACUCUACACUUCCAGUCAUGUUUUGUCUUUAAUAUACUUUACUGAAACAUUUGUGGUUACAUCUUCAUCAUUGUAAUUGUAAAUACUUGUUAAGAAAAUGUAUAAGUAAACAGAAAUGCUUGUGACUCUAUAGCCGCCUUUCAAUUAACACAAACGUGUAAAGCCCAUAAUGUUCUGUUUGUCUUAGUGUGUAGUAUUGUGUGCACUUCGUAGUGACAAUGGACAUCUGGGUUUAGGCCUUUAUUACAAAAAAGUCACAACUAUUUCUGAAUCACACUUUUGCUCAUAUUUUUGAGAUCUAGAGAAUGUAAUCAAAAUGUACUUUUACAAUGCUUAAAAUGUUACCAGAAACUCACAUUUAGGUAUUUAAAAAACGUUUGACUGGCAUCUCAAAUAAACUACCAAGAACUUGCAGAGGACUAAUUUAGCUGUAAGCUGACUACAUUAUUUACUCAAGCUUUCAUGACUUAGAAUUGUUUUAGUCACAAGGUUCAUUGUUUAUUGCAUUUUUGUAUUAACAUUAAGUGUAAGAAUUCUACAAUGCUGAAAUACUAUAUGUCUAAGAGCAAACAAGCAUCAAUGUUUUAUUCUGUUUAUCUGGUGAUUCACCUCAGUUGAUUAGAAGAUGAAACUCCCAGUACAUACUUUUUUCCAUCUCAUCUGUUACCUCGUACCUUUUACAGUGACAUGCUCCUUUUAUAUUUUAGUGUGCAAGAUGUAUUUCCUUCAAUGAUAGUGUUGUAAAUAUUCAAUGGCACUUGCAAUUGUGUAAACAAUUUGUUCUCGAGACAAGACAAUACCAAACUGA